Pomacea canaliculata is the source of this 2423-nucleotide messenger RNA. RefSeq names its product origin recognition complex subunit 4-like. The record is from RefSeq and is a predicted model, not a curated record. The coding region runs from base 394 to 1713 and encodes 439 amino acids. Gene Ontology annotation, molecular function: ATP hydrolysis activity; DNA replication origin binding. The transcript is spliced from 13 exons. Gene Ontology annotation, cellular component: nuclear origin of replication recognition complex; nucleus. Gene Ontology annotation, biological process: DNA replication initiation; DNA replication. Lineage: Eukaryota; Metazoa; Mollusca; Gastropoda; Architaenioglossa; Ampullariidae.
GCAAUAUAAGAUCUUCCUGGGAAAAAUGCAGCAGUAAAUUAACUAAAUGUUAUUUUGCUGCAUGCGGAAUAAUGUUUUGGUCGAGGAGACAUUCAGGUUUCCCGCAAAAACUCAUUGGAAUAGAAAUUCUGGGUUGGAAUUGAAAUUGAUGUCUUUGCGUAUGGUCAAUCUUUUCAUAUGAAAAGUCAUUGCUUUUCUCAUUUCGUUUGUCGUUUCAUUCCUAUAGUUAGCCAUGCAUUUUAACUAUUAAACCUUGAAUCAUUUUGAUCUGAAAGUGAAAUCGAUUACUAAACCUAAAUUAUUACAGCAAGAAUAAAGACAAAAAUUAUAGCAUCACAGCUUAUCUCAUGGAAAUCUUUGGCGAUAAGGUUUCGUUGCAGUCAUUUGAAUGAAAUGAGGAAGAAGAACCAAAGAAGUACAGUUUCCAGUGCCCCACGUGCACAUGGAAAUUCCCAAGAUCGGUCCAUUGCAGAUGCAGUAACAACCCUACGUGAGCGUCUUUCACAGUCUUCACUUCCACCAUACAUACAUGGAUAUCAGCAUGAACGCAGACAGUUGACAGAACUUUUGCAAAGAACUGUCCAGUCAGGAGAAAGUAACUCUAUUUUACUAAUUGGACCAAGAGGUGCAGGAAAAUCAAUGCUGCUGAAAAGUGUGUUGGAAGAAGUGAAGAAGUCAGAUUCAGCACAAAAUAACAUACUUGUUGUACAUCUGAAUGGUUUGCUUCAAACAGAUGAUCGCUUGGCACUGCAUGAAAUCACAAGACAGCUGCACCUGGAAAAUACUGUUGGUGACAUGGUGUUUGGUUCCUUUGCAGAGAAUUUACAGUUCCUCCUGGAAGCAUUAAGAAGUGGUGAUGAAACCAGCAAGCCUGUAAUAUUUAUUUUAGAAGAGUUUGACUUAUUUGCACAACACCGAGGCCAGGCACUGUUGUACAAUCUCUUUGAUGUGUCUCAGUCAGCACAGACACCUAUUUGUGUUGUUGGCAUAACGUGUCGCUUGGAUGUGACAGAACUGUUGGAGAAAAGAGUAAGGUCUCGAUUUUCACACCGUCAACUGCACCUGUUCAAUAACAUCAGUUUCAUGGAUUAUGUGGCAUUAUGUAUAUCAUACUUGAGUCUUAGAGAUUUCCCUGACCAGGACUUUGCUAGCAGGUGGAACAAGAACAUCAAGGAAGUGGUUGAAAGUGCCACAGUAAGAGAUGUCCUAAACCGUCAAUUCACUCUCAGUAAAGAUGUUCGGGGGCUUCUUAUGCUUCUGACACCUGUCAUCUGUGACCUUUCACUUGCACAUCCAAGCAUCACAGCUAGUGACUUUGUAGAAUCUUUUAAAUCUUUGUCAACUGAUUCCAAGUCCUCCAUGCUGCAUGGCCUCUCCAUACUCGAGCUAUGUCUAAUUAUAGCCAUGAAACAUCUCACUGACAUCUACCAGGAAGAGCCUUUCAACUUUGAAAUGGUCUACAGUGAAUACCUAAAGUUUGCACAACAACAUGCCUCUGUUCAGGUUUUUGACAAAGCUGUUGUGUUAAAGGCAUUUGAACAUCUUGUGGCGCUAGAGCUGAUUCGUCCAAUGGACAGCCGGACAAUACGAAUUCAAAAAGAGUACAGAUUGAUGACCCUUCUUCUCCACCCAGCUCAGAUCCUUGACACGCUACAGAAAUAUCCAAAUUGUCCUACUGAUAUCAAACACUGGGCAGCUAGCUCAUUUACCUGACUUGAAUGUGGCUUGAUCAUAGUAAAGUUUUAACAAAUAAUUAAUGUGUGGCCGAUUUCUCUCUCUCCCAAAUUUGAUUGCUCCAACACAAAACUGCCAUUGACAAAAUGACUCCAGCCGCAGCCUUCCAGUAUAUGUUAUGUGCUUUUUGCUCAAGGCAUAGUAAUGGGUGACAUCACAAUUGGAAUGGGAAUCUAUUGACUCUCUGACUAGUUUUACAUCAUCUUUUUUCCUAAUUCAUGUUUGCUACCAUAGAAAGCAUGAUUGUGAAGAGAACAAAACAAAAAUACCAAGGGCAGAUAGAAAUUAGUAUGUCAUUUGAAGGGUGGCUGCUGCAGUAAAAUUUGGGUGGCAUAAGCCUUUUCUAAAGAUUUUUUUUUAGGUAGCAAGUGUUCACACACUUAUGCAUAAGACUAAGGAUGAUUCGUUUCGGCUCAUUUACAUUUUCAAGAAUCAAUCUGACCUUUUUUUAGACAUGAAUACCUGUUCAGACAUGAAAGUGCAACAUUAAUAUAUGAUGCAAAACAAAUUAGACUAGCAAAUUUUUAGUGAAUUUUACACUUUUGUGACUUUUUGUAUGAAGGGGAAUACCCGACAUCUAUUUAAUGAAAGACUAAUGAGAGGAGGGUCUGUCGUUGUGUUUAUAAUUUAUAUUGAAACAUUUGUGGCCCAAAAACAAAGCCCUGUACAAUACAGAACAAGUCCAGUAA